Messenger RNA from Dermacentor silvarum, 504 nucleotides. It is a transcript of the gene ATPsynF, whose product is annotated as putative ATP synthase subunit f, mitochondrial. The record is from RefSeq and is a predicted model, not a curated record. Bases 80 to 403 code for a protein of 107 amino acids. Gene Ontology annotation, biological process: proton motive force-driven mitochondrial ATP synthesis. NCBI's taxonomy places the organism in Eukaryota, Metazoa, Arthropoda, Arachnida, Ixodida, Ixodidae. The transcript is spliced from 4 exons. Gene Ontology annotation, molecular function: proton-transporting ATP synthase activity, rotational mechanism.
GAGGUCUAGCAAGUAGUAAAGGUCAUCACGUGACUUUGCCGACCGCUUGCCUUUCCGUUCACCUUCAUCGAAAGCAACGAUGGCCUUAGGAGACUACCCGCCCGAGUACAACCCCAGGGUUCACGGACCUUACGAUCCGUCUCGCUACUAUGGAAAACCGGACACUCCCUUCUCGGAGCUGCGUCUCACCGAGGUUUCGUCCUGGCUGAUGAGGCGGCAGAAGUCCCCGAGGGCCUUUGCUGGCCUCUGCAGUAGAGCAUUCUGGCGCUGGCAGAUGAAGUAUGUGCAGCCCAAGUAUGCAGGCAUCACGCCGCUUGUCCAGUUUGCGGUGGCCUCGUCCCUGUUCUUCUACUAUCUGAACUACGGCAAGCUCAAGCACGAGAGGAAAUACAAGUACCACUGAGAAGUGGCAGUUACCUUGUAGAGCAGAUCAGCAUUGAUCUUGUUGGUGUCCAAGGUUAUAGGAAAGUAUUGCAAGCCUGAAAUAAAGCAUUCGAAAAAGAG